Molecule: messenger RNA, 4037 nt
Organism: Ostrinia nubilalis (European corn borer)
Lineage: Eukaryota; Metazoa; Arthropoda; Insecta; Lepidoptera; Crambidae
Gene: TER94
Product: transitional endoplasmic reticulum ATPase TER94
Exons: 15
Coding region: 117-2534 (805 amino acids)
Biological process (GO): mitotic spindle disassembly; autophagosome maturation; retrograde protein transport, ER to cytosol
Cellular component (GO): nucleus; VCP-NPL4-UFD1 AAA ATPase complex; cytosol
Molecular function (GO): polyubiquitin modification-dependent protein binding; ATP hydrolysis activity; ATP binding
Source: RefSeq, a predicted model, not a curated record
CGAUGAACAAAUGAAAUACGGCAACGUCACGCACGAAGUGGUGAACCAAAGUGAUUGUUCAUUCGGCGUUUCAAAAAUUGUAAAUUCACGGAUUGUAACUAUAAUUUUUAGUAAAAAUGGCAGACAAUAAAAGCCCUGAUGAUCUCUCGACCGCGAUCCUGCGCCGCAAGGACAGGCCCAACAGGCUCAUCGUGGAGGAGGCGGUCAGCGACGACAACUCGGUGGUCGCGUUAUCACAGGCCAAAAUGGAGCAGCUACAACUAUUCCGUGGAGACACAGUGCUACUCAAAGGCAAGAGACGUAAGGAAACUGUCUGCAUCGUCCUGUCAGACGACAACUGCCCCGAUGAGAAGAUCCGCAUGAACCGUGUGGUCAGGAACAACCUGCGAGUCAGGCUGUCAGAUGUGGUGUCCAUAGCACCGUGCCCAUCCGUCAAGUAUGGAAAGCGAGUGCACAUACUGCCCAUCGAUGAUUCCGUUGAAGGUUUGACUGGAAACCUGUUCGAAGUGUACCUGAAGCCUUACUUCAUGGAGGCAUACCGGCCCAUCCACCGUGACGACACUUUCAUGGUGCGCGGAGGCAUGCGAGCGGUGGAGUUCAAAGUGGUGGAGACCGACCCCUCUCCUUACUGCAUCGUGGCACCUGAUACGGUCAUACAUUGCGAGGGAGAGCCCAUCAAGCGUGAGGAAGAAGAAGAAGCAUUAAACGCUGUGGGUUACGACGACAUCGGCGGCUGCCGCAAGCAGCUGGCUCAGAUCAAGGAGAUGGUGGAGUUGCCGCUGCGGCACCCGUCGCUGUUCAAGGCCAUCGGCGUGAAGCCUCCGCGCGGAAUCCUCAUGUACGGCCCGCCUGGUACCGGGAAGACGCUGAUCGCUCGUGCUGUCGCUAAUGAGACCGGCGCAUUCUUCUUCCUAAUCAACGGUCCGGAGAUCAUGUCGAAACUGGCCGGUGAAUCGGAGUCCAACCUGCGUAAGGCGUUCGAGGAGGCUGACAAGAACUCUCCGGCCAUCAUCUUCAUCGAUGAGCUGGACGCCAUCGCUCCGAAGAGAGAGAAGACCCAUGGGGAGGUGGAGCGACGUAUCGUGUCGCAGCUGCUGACUUUGAUGGACGGCAUGAAAAAGUCGUCCCACGUGAUCGUAAUGGCGGCGACCAACCGUCCGAACUCUAUCGACCCGGCGCUGCGUCGUUUCGGACGCUUCGACCGCGAGAUCGACAUCGGCAUCCCGGACGCCACCGGACGCCUGGAGAUCCUCCGCAUCCAUACUAAGAACAUGAAGCUGGGUGAUGACGUCGAUUUGGAACAGAUCGCGGCCGAGUCUCACGGUCACGUGGGCGCGGAUCUCGCGUCUCUGUGCUCGGAGGCGGCUCUGCAGCAGAUCCGCGAGAAGAUGGACCUCAUCGACCUCGAGGACGACCAAAUCGACGCAGAGGUGCUCAACUCGCUCGCUGUGUCCAUGGACAACUUCCGGUACGCGAUGACCAAGUCGUCGCCAUCGGCUCUGCGCGAGACGGUAGUCGAAGUCCCGAACGUGACGUGGGGCGACAUCGGAGGCUUGCAGAGCGUCAAGCGCGAGCUGCAGGAGCUAGUGCAGUACCCUGUGGAACACCCCGACAAGUUCCUCAAGUUUGGCAUGCAGCCUUCCCGUGGUGUGCUGUUCUACGGACCCCCGGGUUGUGGUAAAACUCUGCUGGCAAAGGCCAUCGCCAACGAGUGCCAGGCCAACUUCAUCUCCGUGAAGGGCCCCGAACUGCUCACGAUGUGGUUCGGUGAGUCUGAGGCCAACGUGAGAGACAUCUUCGACAAGGCACGAUCGGCGUCACCCUGCGUGCUAUUCUUCGACGAGUUGGACUCCAUCGCCAAAUCCCGCGGUGGUUCCGUAUCGGACGCGGGCGGCGCCGCGGACCGCGUCAUCAACCAGAUCCUGACUGAGAUGGACGGCAUGGGUGCUAAGAAGAACGUCUUCAUCAUCGGUGCUACAAACAGGCCCGACAUCAUCGACCCGGCCAUCCUGCGGCCGGGCCGCCUGGACCAGCUGAUCUACAUCCCGCUGCCCGACGAGAAGUCUCGCGAGGCCAUCCUGCGCGCCAACCUGCGCAAGUCGCCCAUCGCUAAGGACGUCGACCUGUCCUACAUCGCCAAGGUGACGCAGGGCUUCAGCGGCGCCGACCUGACGGAGAUCUGCCAGCGCGCCUGCAAGCUGGCCAUCCGUCAGGCCAUCGAGGCCGAGAUCACGCGCGAGCGCAGCCGCCAGCAGCAGCCCGCCGCCGCCGUCAUGGACAUGGACGAAGAGGACCCGGUGCCGGAGAUCAGCCGCGCGCACUUCGAGGAGGCCAUGAAGUUCGCGCGCCGCUCCGUGUCCGACAACGACAUCCGCAAGUACGAGAUGUUCGCGCAGACGCUGCAGCAGAGCCGCGGCUUCGGGACCAACUUCAGAUUCCCGACGAGCGGCGGCGCGGCAGGCGGCACGGGCACGUCGGGCGGCGACCAGCCCACGUUCCAAGAGGAGGGCGGCGACGACGACCUCUACAGCUAAGCGCCGACACGAGGCCGCCGUCCCGACACCGCACCACCGUCCCGCGCGUGCCCCACUAUUUAAAGUCCGGUCGCCUUGCACGUAGAAUUUCGUCCAAUGACCCCAAGCUACCCAUCCUUAUCGCUCGCUAUUAUAUUGCUGUCGCGACUGUGCGACGGGCGGGCGCAGUGAGUGCUAGCACGAUUCGGGUCAUUCUUGGGGUCAUUGUACGAAAUUCUACGUGCUCGGCGACCGGACUUUAGAUCGUUUCAUCCACGAAGACUCGCCCCACCAUUGAUUGCUAAUGUUUGAGUGUUAUCAGUACACGCUAAAUCAUCCAUGAGUGCACACGCUACAAUAAUGACGCUCGGAUUGCUCGGAUCUAAAAUUGGUGGGGCCCGUCUUCGUGGAUGAAACGAUCUAUACCCGCCUCUCUCGCACAUCCCGAGAUGCUGGCAUCAGACAGAGACGGGUAGAGCGGAAAACGCGCCGCGGAGAACUAAACUUACGGCUGGCGGGAUAAAAGAACAGAAUCACAAUUAUACAGCCCUGCUAUAAUUUUGAGUCGUAUAAUUUUGGGAUAAUGUACGAUCGGUGGGAAUACCUGUUUUGUUCUCUCUUAUGUGGCUGGCCUUAUGUGUAGCGGGGUUGUAUUCGAGCCGAUAAUUUACAUUUGUUAUAUUAUGGACUCGGAUCUAAAAUUCUACUAUGAUAUUUGAUAGGUUUAAAUAUUAGUAAACACGAGUAAGCACUAUUUCGAUCUGUUCGCGCCAGCUUGGACUUAUACCAAAACAGAUACCAGUAUUACUUCGACCCCGCAUUUACCAGGGUACCCGGAAUGUGUGUUUUUGACGCUGUACUUUUACUAUCGCGUUUGCGUUUAGAUCGAGCGGAUGAUGAAAGACAAAAGAAAGUGCCGACUUUCAGCUAUCAGCUGCGGUCCAAAAUUAAUCUCAAGCAUAAAAACGUAAGCGCGAUAGUAAUCGUUCAGUACUGUGAUAAGUUUGCAUUCGGGGCACACUCGGCCACACACAGGCGUCGGCGGCGGCAGCGGUGCCCGGUGUCAAGUUCUAGGACUGACAUUACUAAUUAAGAAUUUAAUCGGUUUAGUAUCCGAAUGGGUGUAACGGAGUCGGGUCUCACGAUGUCGCUAGGUUCACGUGUCUAAUACAAUCUCUUAUAUAAUUAUAAAAUAUGUAAUGUUUGUACGCGCAAGUAAAACUGCGCAGAUAUUCUGGGUAAAUUUUACACCGAAUGUAAUAAAUGUAUUUAUUUUGUAUUUCAAUACAUAGAUUCGACAGCAUUUGUUUUCCGAUUCGCUUACAUUUAGUUGUAAUCAAAUAAUGUUUGUGAAUGUAUCGCCCGCCCGGCGGGAUGUAAGAUCAUAAUGAUAUAGAGUAAUUGUUAACUGUAUUUGCCAGAUCCUGUGCGUAAGCGACGCUCGGCGUCGAUGCGUUUGCGCAUCUUCGUCGACAUUACACAAUCGCAGUGAUUUUUAAUAAAAAAAAGUUUUAUAGACUAAAA